UCGUUGACAAGUGUAGAGAGAGGUGGGACUCUGACAGAAAGCAAAGUAAAAUUCAAUAAACAUUCAAAACUCUUAUUUCUACCAACAAUCUUGAAAAACCUUAGCCAGAUUUGAACAUCGAAGAACACAGAAAGAAAGAAAGAGAGAGGUGGAGAAAAAUGUACGUGGAUCACGCCUUCUCGAUUUCUGAUGAGGACACAAUGAUGGAAACUGCGUUCACGGAGAGCAACACCACCAAGCAACCGAUCAAAGAUAUCGCUCUCGCCGUUUCUCUUAUCGGCUUUGGAUUCGUCGGCAUCAUCAUCGGCUCUCUCAUGUCCUACAAUCACGUCGGCGGCGACACCGCUCACGGUAUGUUCUUUACGAUACUGGGAUUAAUUUUGUUGAUUCUGGGUUUGUACCAUAUGCGGAUUGCAUAUUACGCUUACCAAGGAUACAAAGGCUUCUCUCUCACAAAUGUACAUCCUGUAUAGUUAGUUAUUUUAGCUCCAUCACCUCAACUAACUACCUUAUAUGUAUAGAUCUUCCAUGUUUGUACCUUCUUUUUGUCUCUUUGUUUUCUAUUUUUCUUUUGGUUGGUAAGUAACUCCCAUCGUUUUUAAAUUAGUAUAUUUAUUAAUCUUAAGCUUCUUCUUACUAACGCUGUGUUUGUAUCUGACGAUUCUUUGUUUGUGAAGACAGAAGAACCACUGCCAACUAUGUUUGCUUCGGUUUUCUUUCAGUUUUUUCAUUAUGAGAUUGUGAAUACUUAAAAAAUGGAAUAAUAUGUAUGAACUAAUUUUAUUUACAAAAAAAUUGUGAUUAAAGUGUUAUUCAAACUCUAAAUUAAAUUUCAAAAUCAGAUUAAGUAAAAUGUUAUAUAAAUUUCUUUAAAAUAUAAUUUUUUUUAUAUUAGAUAUUAGAGGUUGAUUUUUAGAUCAAAUAUUACAUUAUAUAUGAUCAUGCAUGGUUAAUGAAUAUUUGCAUCACCAUUACCACAAAUCUCCACUACCACAAAGUCGACAACUAUGGACAAAGAGGUGGAACUUUAAUAGAAAGCAAAGUAGAGUUCAAUAAGCACACACAAGCUCUUGUUUCUAUUGUAAAACUUGAAAACCUUAAUCUGAAUACUCAAGAACACAUAGAGAGAUAAAGGUGGAGAAAAAUGUAUAUGGAUCACACGUUCUCA
Messenger RNA from Vigna unguiculata (cowpea), 1168 nucleotides. RefSeq lists its product as uncharacterized. NCBI's taxonomy places the organism in Eukaryota, Viridiplantae, Streptophyta, Magnoliopsida, Fabales, Fabaceae. Gene Ontology annotation, cellular component: endomembrane system. The record is from RefSeq and is a predicted model, not a curated record.